Molecule: messenger RNA, 1767 nt
Organism: Camelina sativa (false flax)
Lineage: Eukaryota; Viridiplantae; Streptophyta; Magnoliopsida; Brassicales; Brassicaceae
Product: protein HEAT INTOLERANT 4-like
Biological process (GO): regulation of cellular response to heat
Source: RefSeq, a predicted model, not a curated record
UCUUGUUUUAAAAACCUCUCUCUCUCUCGCGUCGCUCGCUCGCUCAUCGACUUGUUUCGAUCUACUCUUGCAAAAUCCGAAAACAUGGCUCUACCUAACCAGCAAAUCGUCGAUAAUGGAGGAGGCACAGGGACCGUAUUAGUGAAUGGUGAUAAGAAGAAACCUGCUCUUCUUGGUAAGCGAAAGAGGAACACGAAGAAGGAAGCUGAGAAGAAAGAUGUGAAGAAACCCCGAGCGACCAGAACCAGACCACAACAACAGACUGAGUACUUUGAGGACAAACGUAAUCUGGAAGAUUUGUGGAAGGCUGCAUUUCCAGUGGGAACUGAGUGGCAUAACUUAGAUGCAGUUUAUAAUGAAUUCAAUUGGGAUUUCAAAACUCUUGAAGAAGAAUUUGAGGAAAGAGGAAUUCUCUAUGGCAAGAAAGUCUUUGGUUUUGGCAUUACUGAAUCUGACAUCAAAGGAAUAGUCCAUGUCCCAUCAGUUGUUGCUGUUGAAUCACCAUUUCCGCCUUCUGAUAAGUUAGCAAUCACAUCGGUUCAGGGUGCAGCGGAGAAAAUCGUUCCAAUGAAGCAGAUGAAAAUGGACUGGGUUCCUUACAUUCCUUUUGAAAAAAGAGAUAUACAAGUUGAUAGGAUGAGCUUUCAAAUUUUUAUCUUGGGCUGUACGCAGAGGAGAUCUGCUCUCAGACAUUUGAAGGAAGAUCGUAUCAAGAAGUUCGAGUAUUCCCUUCCUUAUUUCUAUAACCCGUUUGUGGAAGAUGCACUUGAUCAGAGUACUGAGGUUGACAUUGUGUUCCCCUCUGAACCGGCGCCAGUUGUAUGUGUGUUUGACUGGAAGUAUACCAAACUUCAGGAAUUGGUUGAUGAUCAGAUUGAAGAGGAAAAAUUAGCUGCUGAGAAAGAGGAUGAAUUCAAAGAGUUUGUGAAAGAGCAAGUUCGAGCAGCAAAGAAAGCAAAUAGAGAGGCCAGAGAGGCUCGAGAGAAAGCAAUAGAGGAAAUGAGUGAAGAGACUAAGGAAGCCUUUCAAAGCAUCAAGUUCUACAAAUUCUACCCUCGCCCUUCACCCCAUGUCCCUACAUUCCUGACGACGUCUUUCAUUAACCGAUACUACGGGAAAGCUCAUCAAGUCCUUUGAAGUGGAGUCAUCAGAAAAUAGCUUUUCUUCCUCUAUAGUUAAAAAAGCCAAGUUCGAAAAUGUCUUUUAUUCUUUUUCAAUUCUAUUCUCCUCUAGAAAGAAAUUAUACAUCAGUAGUGAGUAUUUUCCAAUCCCUAAGAGCUGUGGGAUAAUUUGACCUUUUUGUGAAUUCUAUCUACCUUCCAAGAGUUCGUUUGGCAGUCUCAAAAUAUGACUUGUUUCGUGUGUUAUAUAGUCUUUGUAUAAAAAAACCAAAAAAGAAAAAAACAACCCACCUGGCUCCAACACGAGUCUCUAGAGUUUGCUAAUAGGACUUAGGUUUGCCUAGAUGAGCUUCAUGUUACCUACCUUUAUGUUACUAAUUCAUCCUUAAAAAAUAUGUUUGUGUUGAUGCAUUUAGCGUGUAUGUUGUUAACCUCUGAUUAAUUUUGAUGAGACCAAAUUUGUUAAGAGAAUCUGACAGGAGGGUUUAAGAAGUAUGAACGUAACUAAGUACACUUGCAAGCCCCCUGUAACAUUGUAAUUAGCCUUUAUCACAGAUUCUGAUGAGGUAUAAAUUACAGUAUUGUUUUAUGAAAAAUAUUUAGGUUCUCCAUUCACCUCCUUCUUUUCAACCAAUCAAAAUCUUCU